AUGGCCUUUGUUACUGGGCAACACGAAGAGAAAAACUCGUCUAAGCUGCAUAAUCGUGUGGGGGACACGUUUGUAAAAAACCGAAGAGAGACUGUGAGGCAGAGACAAAGCACCCAAGAUGAAGACAAGUCAGCCGGGUUUAUUGUAACUUCUUUCCUUUCUUGUAAUCUCUUUGGUUUCUGGAUAUAUGGGCCUGAGUUUGUGAGGGAAUUUCUGCUUGUGGAAGCAAGGAUCAUCCCUAUCGAAAUGGAAUCCUCCAACAUCGUCAAGGUAUUGGAUAGUAAUUUUAAAGAUGGACAUGGAAAAAAGAGAAAGCAUCCCGCGUACUUUACUUCAUACGAUUCUGGGAGGGCAUGUGCAAAGCUGCAAUGCGUGCUCUCACCUAACGGUUCAACCGAAAAGCUUGAGAAAAAGAGAAAACUGGAUGGUGGAAACAAGAUUAAUGCCUCUGAGAAUCAGUUUGGGAAGUCUUUGGUUAGAUAUUACUCUUACUUUAAGAAGACGGGAGUGCCAAAGCGUGUAAUGUUCUAUGAGAACGGUGAAUGGAUUGAUUUGCCUGAGCACAUUAUCUGCUCCAUCAGGAAUGAUCUUGAAGCAAAGAGAGCUGCAGUUGAGGUAAAUUGGCGCGGUCGCGAUUUUGUUCUGGAUUUCUUACACAUGCAUCGUUUAGACUUGGAAACGGGUGUAAGAACCAAGCUUGCAUGGAUUGACAUUGCUGGGAAAUGCUUUUUUCCCGAAGUUUAUGACAGCGUCGAGAGAGACUGCUGCCACCAUAUCUGUAAGGAGGAACCGGAACAACGUGAACAGUAUGAGAUCAAGCUGCACCUCGAAAUUGAUGUCAAUGGUGGGAAAUUACCGAGUAUGGAUGAUAUUCGGGUUGUUCAUCGUUCUUCUAAUGGGGAAUAUGACGAGGAGGCUUCAGAGGAUAGCUGCAGCCGUGAGCUUGAUGAUGCUGUUGAGAAAUGGGACGAAACAGGAACUUUGUUCUCUAGUGUCAAGCCUCCUGCUGAGAAAGAAGUUGAUGUUGACGCUGUCAAGGAAAUGUUUGUUUCAGGUAUGUCCACUCUAGGACAUGUAGAGUUGGUUGAUGCGUAUCGGUUUUCAGGUGAGACCGCCAAAGGUCGUGAGUCUCUUUUCCAGAAACAAGCUAACAUCACUCAGAAUCACCGAGGAGAUGCAAACAUUAGAUAUGCGUGGGUUCCUGCGAAGAAGGAACUGAUAUCUGCAGUUAUGAUGCAAGGACUUGGAGUUGGUGGAGCAUUCGUUAAAAAGUCUAUGUAUGGUGUUGGGGCUCACUUAUCUGCUGCAAACGUCCCUUAUUUCAGUGCUACACAUUGUGAUGUUGAUGAAAAUGGUGUGCGUCACAUGGUUUUGUGCCGUGUAAUAAUGGGGAAUAUGGAGCUUGUUCGUGGUGAUAAAGAUCAGUUCUUUGCUGGUGGAGAAGAGUAUGAUAAUGGAGUUGAUAAUGUCUCGAGUCCGAAGCAUUAUAUUGUCUGGAACAUGAAUAUGAACACUCACGUUUUCCCAGAAUUUGUAGUUAGCUUCAAGCUGUCUAUCCCCAAUGCUGAAGGUAAUGUGCAUGAGAAUUCGGAGCUCACCUUGGAAGGACCCAAAGAUUCUCUCUCAGAUGUGAGUGUUAUUGGACCUAAUCGUGCUCAAGUGGAGCCAGGAGGCAGCAAGAGGCCGAGAUCUUCUUUGAUGCCUUUCCCUCUGCUGUUCAAGGCAAUCUCAAGCAAAAUUGCCCAGAAAGACAUGAACUUGAUCACUGCUGAUUACCAACAACUUCGGGAGAAGAAGAUCUCGAGAGAGGAAUUCUCGAAGAAGCUGCGUGUGAUAGUUGGAAAUGAUGAUCUGCUGAGAACCGCCAUUGCAGCUCUUCAACGCUUGCCACACGCUGCCAUGAAAAUGAAACCUACCACAGGUGGUGGGCUUGUAAAAGAUGAUGAUGAAUGA
Molecule: messenger RNA, 1953 nt
Organism: Thlaspi arvense
Lineage: Eukaryota; Viridiplantae; Streptophyta; Magnoliopsida; Brassicales; Brassicaceae
Source: the annotation of a GenBank genome assembly